ACGUCAAAAUCAAAAAUGGGUUUAUGACAUCGAAGGAGCAAUUUUGAUCAAGAAAAUUUACCGAAAGAAGUGGGAAAAACACGAAGAAAAAGGAAAAUGGGAGGUAGUCCGAGCAAGACUAGAAAACUAACGGUAGAGAACAAUGACCCAAAUAAUGUUAUACAAUUAUCCGAAGAUGUAGUGGACAGGAUUCGAGGAGUAACUCAAACGGUAAGAAAUGAAGAAGCUUUACACACACCAGUCUCUCCAGUUGUAUCACCUAUACAACCACCCGCAGGAUUACCAGUCUACAUGUAUGAACCUUCAUUAACUAGUCUUCAACUUCGACAGGCAAAUGUUGCGGAACUAAAGAAGAAUGAUGAUUAUUGGCAAAAUAGAAUCAAAUCCAUGGAGGAGUCCCAUAAAACUAUAAAUGAAGUGUUGGAUAAAGAGUACAAGAAAGCCCUAGAAGAAUUUAAAACAGGAAAACCAGCCCAAAAUCUUAAGGAAAUCCCAUGUUUAGAAUCGAAGAAAGCAGUAAUGAAAUGUUACAGGGAAAAUUGUGAUCAACCUAUGAAAUGUGCAAAGAUAGUUCAAGCUUUUCAAGAAUGUGUCGACUACAAGAGGACAUGUCUUCUGGCAAGCAGAGUAUCAGCCAAUAAAGGAUAAUUAAUAAAAAAGAUAUGUAAAAGUGAUAGAAAGCUUAUACUGUAAUAUAUUAUAUUUUCAUUUAGUGGUGCCCAAUAAUUAAUAAAAAAUUUUUGUUUGUU
Molecule: messenger RNA, 749 nt
Organism: Anthonomus grandis grandis
Lineage: Eukaryota; Metazoa; Arthropoda; Insecta; Coleoptera; Curculionidae
Gene: Chchd3
Exons: 5
Coding region: 97-648 (183 amino acids)
Biological process (GO): inner mitochondrial membrane organization
Cellular component (GO): MICOS complex
Source: RefSeq, a predicted model, not a curated record